Priceomyces carsonii is the source of this 1722-nucleotide messenger RNA. RefSeq names its product Xut1p (gene XUT1). The coding region runs from base 1 to 1722 and encodes 573 amino acids. Gene Ontology annotation, molecular function: xanthine transmembrane transporter activity. The transcript has a single exon. Gene Ontology annotation, cellular component: plasma membrane; fungal-type vacuole. The record is from RefSeq and is a predicted model, not a curated record. Lineage: Eukaryota; Fungi; Ascomycota; Pichiomycetes; Serinales; Debaryomycetaceae. Gene Ontology annotation, biological process: xanthine transport; transmembrane transport.
AUGGUCGACAUAGACAUCAAGGCUGGGGCAAAGAGAGUUUUCCGUAAAUGGACUACUAAAGAAGGUUUGUUAGGUGACUAUGAUUAUGGCUAUUUAUUCAUUCCACAGCUUCCAUUCACUAAGAAGGAAGUUAAGACCCAACCUUUCUUCGGAUUGAAUUCAGAAAUGCCUUUGGUUCUUGGAUUCAUCUUGGGUUUUCAGCAUGCAUUGGCGAUGUUGGCAGGUGUUAUUACUCCUCCAAUUAUUAUAGCAGCAUCCGGUAAUUUAGAUGAACAAGUGGAAAACUACUUGGUCAGUACCUCAUUAAUUGUAUCAGCUAUUUUGUCAUGUGUUCAAAUUACUAGAUUUCACAUUUACAAAACACCUUAUUAUAUUGGAACAGGUUUAUUGUCGGUUGUGGGUACAUCUUUUGCUACGAUUACCAUUGUGACUAAGGCAUUUCCAAUGAUGUAUAAAACUGGAAUUUGUAAAAUGGAUGGAAAGACUUCGUUGCCUUGUCCUGAUGGAUAUGGUUACAUUUUAGGAACUGCUAUAGUCUGUUCUUUAAUUGAAAUAGCGCUUUCAUUCUUGCCUCCAAAGGUUUUACAGAGAGCUUUUCCGCCUAUAGUGACGGGCCCUGUCGUUUUAUUGAUCGGUGUUAGUUUGAUCCAAAGUGGAUUCGAAGACUGGGCCGGUGGUUCUGGAUGUAUAGGAGAACUUUGUGGUGACGCUCAUCAACUUCCAUGGGGUUCAGCCUCAUUUGUGGGAUUAGGUUUUCUUGUAUAUGUCAGCAUUAUAAUUGCUGAGAAGUGGGGCCCUCCAAUCUUAAAGUCAUGUGCGGUUAUUUUUGGUCUUUUAAUUGGAUGUAUAGUUGCAUCUGCUUGUGGUUACUUUAGUCCUGAUCAAGUGAAUGCCGCAAAGCCUGCCUCAUUUAUCUGGGUCCAUACUUUUAAGCUUAGAGUUUACGGUCCCUCGGUUCUUCCUUUUUUGGCGUCUUUUAUUGUUUUGAUGAUGGAAGCAAUUGGUGAUAUUACGGCAACUUCUGAUGUUUCGAGGUUAGAAGUCGAAGGAAAAUUAUACGAGUCUAGAAUCCAAGGAGGUAUAUUAGCUGAUGGUUUGAACGGUUUAGUCUCGGGAUUGAUGACUAUUACUCCAAUGUCUACCUUCGCUCAAAAUAAUGGUGUCAUUUCAAUCACAAAGUGUGCCAAUAGAAGAGUAGGCUAUUGGUGUGCAUUUGUUUUACUUAUUAUGGGCAUUUUCUCUAAGUUUGCCGCAGCCAUUCAAUCCAUUCCUAGUUGUGUGUUAGGAGGUAUGACCUCCUUUUUGUUCACUUCAGUAGCAGUCUCUGGUAUCAAGAUUAUAUCUAUCACUGAGUUAACAAGAAGAGAUAGGUUCUUAUUGACUGCCUCAUUGUUGCCAGGUUUUGGUGCUGUUUUAGUCCCAACCUGGUUCGAUUAUGUUUUUACAUAUACAGGUGACAACCAUGCUUUACAAGGGUUUUUUGAUGCUAUUGUUUUGGUCAUGGAAACAGGAUUCGCAGUCACAGGCUUCCUCGGUGUUAUUUUGAAUUUCCUUUUACCGGUCGCGAGUGACGAUAUUGAAGAGAUUAAUGAGGUUGUUUUGGAAACUGUAGGUUCAGCUGAUCAGAACGCUAGAGAAAACUAUGCCAUCAAAGAAGGUGAAAAAUUGGAAGCUUUGAGAUCUAACGCAACAUCGAUCAAUAACAGUUCUCGCGAUAAAUAA